Vitis vinifera (wine grape) is the source of this 2926-nucleotide messenger RNA. Its product is annotated as probable LRR receptor-like serine/threonine-protein kinase At1g07650. The transcript has 14 exons. NCBI's taxonomy places the organism in Eukaryota, Viridiplantae, Streptophyta, Magnoliopsida, Vitales, Vitaceae. The coding region runs from base 88 to 783 and encodes 231 amino acids. The record is from RefSeq and is a predicted model, not a curated record.
GAUAGAGGGACUCGCAUCAGGUUCUUGGGAGUUUGCUCGCCGGGAUCGGUAGACUUUCGCCCCCCUACAGGGACACUUUUCUUUGCCAUGAGCAAUGUUGGGAUAAAGCGUCCCUGUGAGUGUACCAUUGCCCAUGAUAUAUCACUGGAAAAUGUUUCAAGAAUGCAUGAGCUUUCAGAAGCCUUCCAUGCUAUUUCCUUAAGACACACAUGCCUCAUGUCUAUCUUGGAGCAGUUUAGUAAACUGAGUUCUAGGGCCGGAGAUCUCAGCUUCAACAAGUUGAACGGAGAGAUUCCAAAUCUUGAUGGCCUAACAAACGUGGAGGUCAUGUGUCUGACAGGCAACCGGCUUAAUGGAAAUAUUCCAGAUGGAAUCAAGGGAAGGCAGAGCCGCACGAACUUGUUCAGAAGCUUUUCUGAGGAGGGGAACUUAGAACUUGGUGGGUGCCUGGAAAACUAUCCUUGUCAAAAAGAUCGUUAUUCAUUGCAUAUAAAUUGUGGUGGAGAGAAAUCUAUUGUUGGAAAUGUUGUUUAUGAAGGGGAUCAAUAUGAAGGAGGUGCAGCAAAAUUUCAUCCUAUGACUGAUUAUUGGGGAUUUAGUAGCACUGGACACUUCUGGGAUCAUAACAGAACCAUAAAUGAUUACACAGCACAAAAUGUAUCCGUACUUGGAAUGAACCACUCUGGGUUGUACACCAGAGCACGACUUUCUCCUCUAUCUUUUACUUACUAUGGGCGCUGCUUAGCAGAUGGGAACUAUACAGUAAAAAUUCACUUUGCAUAGAUAAUUAUCAGAGGCAAUAAAUCCUUUCAUAGCCUUGGCAGACAGAUUUUUAAUGUUUAUAUUCAGGGAAAGUUGGAAUCGGAGGAUUUUGAUAUUGUACAAGCAGCACAAGGGGUUGAAAAGGUAGUUGUAAAAUAAUUUAAAGCAGUUGUGAAGAAUAAAACUUUAGAGGUCCGCUUUCAUUGGGCUGGCAAGGGGACAACAACUAUACCAAGCAGAGGAACUUAUGGUCCUCUCAUAUCAGCUAUUUCUGUGGAAUCUGGUGAGUUUAGGCCUUAUUCAUUCCUAGUGAAAUAUCGUAGUCUUUCUCUUUCAUAGUUAAGUUGGAUGUGCCUUUUUGUUGCCUAACUUGUUCUGCUAUGACAAAUAACUAUAAAGUUAUGCUGUUAAAUUAUGAGAUCAAUAGUUUUGUAACCUCAGACAGUUAUUUAACAACUUCAUGAAAACCAGCUCAAUUCCUCUAUUUUAUUUUAUUUUUCUAACCAAUUUACUCCCUGAUAUCUGCAAUGCUAAAGAAAUCUUUUUAUAGAAAACAUCAAUUGAAUGGAAUUGUGUGCUAAGCAUAGCAUUCAAGCUAACACUGUUGUUUUUAUUUUUGAUAUAUUUCAAGCCUCUUUCUAAUGGCAAAAAGAAGAUACUCAUUGCAGUUCUAGUUUCAGUAUUGGUUUUCAUUUUCACAAUUUUGGGCCUUAUUUUCUGGAAAUGCUACUUUGGACAGAGAACAUCAAGUGAACAAGGUAAUGUAAAUCUAUGACACAAGCUUUGGUGUGACCAUGUGAGAAGGAUAAUAAAUAAGUAUGUUUCCCAACUAUUGCAGGAAGUAGGAAGAAUUUGUGGCAACUUGAAUAUAAUUAUAAGUAGCCGAUAGACUCAAACUGGCCAUGACCUAAAUAAAAAAUAAUCAUCUGGAAAACAUAAGAAUACAUUAUCACCAGACACUCAAACGUUGGAGGAAAAAUUUCUUGGACAAUGAGAGGUUUUAAUGCAUGACUUCAUUAUAAGAUAUAAUGUCAUGGCACCUACGCUUGGACUAGUCUCUUAUUUACCCAUAUUGGAGACAUACUUCAUUAGUAACCUAGCAAGGUAUUAAGUUGUUCUUGCAUUACCUCAUUUGCAGUUUAUUUUUUUAUUAAUUGGUGUAUUUUUUUCACACUAACGAAAACCAGUGUAAGGAGUUUGCAAUUGGAACUCAAGUCUCUCAUUGAGGAGUUUGAGAAGCUUGACAAAUUCCAUAUGGAACAAAUGGAAGAAGAGGUUACCGCAAGAAAUGCCCACAUGCAUCAACAGAAAGUUGGUAGUUUGGAAUGUUUUAUGGUAGCUAAGAGCAGUGUAGAAGAAUUUUCAAAAACUGAUAUUGUUGAAGGAAACAUAAUGGUAUGCUGCUGCUGAUAAUGUUAUUGUUGCUAUUUAUGCUACUCAUCCAACUCCUAUGGAGAAAUAUGGAAGUUGUGGUUGAAAAGGUUUGCAAUAGGUUUGGUGGAGUCACAUGUAUUGUUUAUAUUAUUGUUUUAAUUCUAUUUUCAUCUAUCAUGUGCUAAUAUGACAACUUAUUAUCAUGUUAGGUUUUAAUGCAUGACUUCAUUAUAAGAUAUAAUGUCAUGGCACCUACGCUUGGACUAGUCUCUUAUUUACCCAUAUUGGAGACAUACUUCAUUAAUAACCUAGCAAGAGUAAGGAGUUUGCAACUGGAACUCAAGUCUCUCAUUGAGGAGUUUGAGAAGCUUGACAAAUUCCAUAUGGAACAAAUGGAAGAAGAGGUUGCCGCAAGAAAUGCCCACAUACAUCAACAAAAAGUUGGUAGCUUGGAAUGUUUUAUGGUAGCUAAGAGCAGUGCAGAAGAAUUUUCAAAAACUGAUAUUGUUGAAGCAUGGACACAUUGAAGAGACAUCUUCCUAUUUCUGGACCAGAGGGACUUAAUGAGCUAAGGAAAAUUGUUGAAAGGUUUGAGGAAAAGAUUUAUUCUACUGCCACAAGCCAGGUAUAUCCAUCAUGCUAGUAUUUACUCAACCAUUCCUCAAGACCUAUGAACAUUUUUUGUAUCUAUCCUUAGUGUAAAAUAUUAAAGUGCAAAACUUGAUAUUAUCUUAUCUUACUUUGUUAUUAAUAAUUUGAUGAAUUGAUAUAUUUUUAUUUUUACGUCUAA